Messenger RNA from Vespula vulgaris, 576 nucleotides. RefSeq names its product cytochrome c oxidase assembly protein COX19. The record is from RefSeq and is a predicted model, not a curated record. Gene Ontology annotation, cellular component: mitochondrial intermembrane space. The transcript has 2 exons. Gene Ontology annotation, biological process: mitochondrial respiratory chain complex IV assembly. NCBI's taxonomy places the organism in Eukaryota, Metazoa, Arthropoda, Insecta, Hymenoptera, Vespidae. Bases 1 to 261 code for a protein of 86 amino acids.
AUGUCCUCGUAUACGUUUGGGCAAAAAUCUUUCACGCCAGUGCCACCCGAAAAGGGUAGUUUUCCUCUCGAUCAUGAAGGCUUCUGCAAACAAGUAAUGAUCGACUAUCUUCGAUGUCUAUUAGAACAUAAUAAUCAAAAUACAAUGUGCAGACAUAUUGCCAAGGAUUAUCUCGGUUGUCGAAUGGAUAAAAAUCUUAUGGCGCGUGAAGAUUGGUCGAAAUUAGGUUUCACUGAUGAAAUAAAGAAAACAAAUCUAUAGAAGCUAGAGUGCGAGUUCUGCUGCAUGUGAUUCAUCACAUUUAGAAGAGUAUAUAACUGCCAAUAUAUAAAGCAAAAAUAAUAGAAAACGGAAGAACUUUGGAAGUGAUUUAACGAAGCAUUUAGAAGAAUCCGUUCAAAGGAAAGUGUCGGUAGUGCUUUAGAGCUUUAAUGAGAUUUUAAAAAGAGUAUAUAAAUAUAUAUACAAUUGUUACAAUGUAAAUGUAGUUUGUGGACACUGUUUAAAGUAUAUCGAGUAAAUAAGAUAUACCAUACGUUAUUAGAAAAAGAAAAAAUAAAUAAAUAUACAAGAUAA